AUGGACUCACCUCAGCAAAGAUGCGUUGUCUGGAUACACUUCAUUGCUCUUGCAGUUUCGGUGAACUGUCUGAGCCGAAGCGACCUAUUCGAUUAUGGGGUGCAGUUUGGUGAUCAAAUCUUAGGGCAGGGAACUGACGCAACAAAAGAACUUACACUGGAUCAAGAUUUGAUUUUCUUCGACGACACGUUUGAAUCUGUUUACGUUAACACCAAUGGCUUUGUGUCUAUGGAAAGGCCUCCAGAUGAGUCUGACUACCUGGGGAAGAUGCCUGCCAGUUUUGGCCUCAUUGCGGCAUUCCUUGGAGAUCUCGAUACCAGCGAUGGCAUUGGGAAAGUUUACUUUAGACAGGACAGCAGCUCUGAUGUGCUUCAGCGGGCUGCCCGUCACAUCAGUCAGGCCUUCCCAUCUGACGACGAGGUUGAGACGACGCAUGCCUUCAUCGUGACCUGGGAAAAUGUGGCGGCUUAUAACUCUGCUGGUCGAGGAGACGGCUUCAACAAAGAGAGAAACACUUUUCAACUUGUUGUGGCAUCCAUGGAUUCUGCUUCCUAUGCUAUCUUGUUGUACCCAAGAGAAGGCAUGCGUUACCUGUCCACACCUUUAGAGGGCGAGAACAAGCCCGUUCAUGCUGGCUUCAGCCAGGGCGAGAUUAAAGGUUGGUUCGGUUGGACCAGCCAGGGCCCGUAUUAUCGCAUCACCAGCGAUGAUGAGGAGUCAGUCAGAGAUCUUACAGAAGAGACUAAUGCAGGCAGACGUGGUGUGUGGGUGUAUGAGAUUGGUACGUCCCCUCUCUUCUCCUCCAUCACGCCAGGUGAAACCAUCGACCUGUCCCCAGAGGACAGUGUACCAGGAGCAGCUGGCCCUGAGACCACUGUAAGGGUUCCAGAACCCCCUGUGAGGGUCCAGAUCCCAGAAUAUCCUCCCUAUGAGCCAGAGAGGCGUCCGCCUGUACAGGAGUCGGUACCAGUGAGUCCCGCUCAGUUCCAGCCCAGGUACCCUCAGCCUGCUCAGCCACAGCCAGCCCAGCCGCAGCCACAGAACCCGCAGGUAGUAGUGGUGGAUGAAGAUGACCUGGAUGUGGAUGUGUUUUCUUACAAUUAUGAAACCUGCUCCAAUAACAGACAGAAGUGCUCAUCCUUUGCUGACUGCCGAGACUAUGCCAAUGGCUACUGCUGCCAUUGCAGACCUGGGUUUUAUGGCAAUGGCAGAGACUGUGUUGCUGAGGGAAAGCCUCAGAGGAUGAAUGGGAAAGUCAAUGGAAGGAUAUAUGUAGGUAACUCUCGCACACCAGUGGAGUUCACCAGUAACGAUCUGCACUCAUAUGUGGUUGCCAAUGAUGGACGAGCUUAUGUGGCCAUAAGCACCAUCCCUACCAGUGUGGGCCCCUCUCUGCAACCCUUGGCCUCCCUUGGAGGGGUCAUCGGCUGGGCCUUUGCCCUGGAGCAACCAGGAUAUGAAAAUGGCUUUAGUAUAGUGGGAGGAGUAUUCACUCGUCAGGCGGAGGUGACCUUCUUGCCUGGCAACGAGAAACUGACCAUCAAGCAAGAGUUUAAAGGCAUUGAUGAGCAUGAUCAUCUGGUGGUGAACACCCAGCUGGAGGGGAAAAUCCCUGAGGUACCACGAGGAGCCACAGUACAGAUUGAUCCUUAUACAGAGAUCUACCAGUACUCCAGCAACUUGAUCACCUCCUCUUCCACAAGGAGCUACACAGUGAGUCUUGCAGAUGAUACCGUCCAGACGAAAAGCUAUCAGUGGAGGCAGUCCAUUGUGUUUCAGAGCUGCCCACAUGACGAGGCUAUGCAGUCAUUGCCUCCCAGCCAACAACUCAGUGUGGAUCAAAUCUUUGUCAUGUAUGAUGCUGACAACCAGCUGAUCCGCUAUGCCAUGAGCAACAAGAUUGGCUCCGUUCACAGUGGGCCUCCAGAGCAGAACCCAUGUUUCACUGGCAGACACGGCUGUGACACCAACGCAGUCUGUCAGCCGGGCCAAGGCAACGAGUUUACGUGCAAAUGUGCCGCUGGUUUUACUGGGGACGGACGCACGUGCUAUGAUAUUGAUGAGUGUAGGGAGACUCCUCAGAUCUGUGGCCCUAAUGCUGUAUGCAACAACCAGCCCGGAACCUUCCGCUGUCAGUGUAUGGAUGGUUUCCAGUUUGCCAACGACGGGCGUACUUGUGUUGAGGUGAACCUGCCUGUUGAUCACUGUCAGAGGGGCACCCAUAACUGUGACAUCCCUGAGCGGGCACGCUGCAGCUACACCGGUGGCUCCUCCUACGUCUGCUCCUGUCUGCCCGGCUAUGUGGGCGACGGCAGGGCCUGUCAGGAUAUAGAUGAAUGCCAACCUGGCCGUUGCCACAGGGAUGCAGUUUGCUACAACACACAAGGUUCCUUUACCUGCCAGUGUCGUCCAGGUUUCCAUGGUGAUGGCUUCAGUUGCACACCUGAUUCUGAACGUGAGAAAACCCCAUGCGAACUCCACAGAGAGAGUGCUUUGGCUGCCACCUCCUCUUCUGGAUACUUCUUCUUCCGUCCGCGUCCGGCUGUUGGCCAGUACGUUCCUACGUGUGAUGCUUACGGUGCCUAUGAGCCCACGCAGUGUCACGGUAGCAUUGGCCAGUGCUGGUGUGUGGACCGCAACGGGCAGGAGAUCCCAGGAACGAGGACCGGGCCCGACAGCAGACCCUCGUGCUUUGACCAUGGUGUGGCCCCCCCUCCCGUUGGCCCCACCACCCGACCUGAUGUUACACCACUGGCCCCUGGGGCUAAUCUCCUGUUUGCCCAGAGUGGCAGAAUUGACCACAUCCCAUUGGAUGGCAACAGUAUGAAGAAAGAGGAGGCCAAGACUAUGCUUCACCUACCUGAUAAAGUGGUGAUUGCAGUGGCCUAUGACUGUGUGGAGAAGAUGGUGUAUUGGUCUGACAUCACCCAGCCUUCCAUCAGCAGGGCCAGCAUGCAGGGGGGCCAACCCAGCACUGUCAUCUCCACAGAUUUGGGCAGUCCAGAGGGAAUUGCCAUUGACCACCUGUCACGUAUCAUGUUCUGGACGGACUCUUUGCUCGAUCGCAUUGAGGUGUCCAUGUUGGAUGGGCGUCAUCGCCGCGUUCUCUUUGAUAGUGACCUCGUCAAUCCACGACCCAUUGUUGCAGACCCGGUUAAUGGACGAUUAUACUGGGCAGACUGGAAUAGAGAUGGCCCUAAGAUUGAGAUGGCAAAUAUGGAUGGAACAGACAGGACUGUCCUGGUGCAGGAUGACCUUGGAUUGCCUAACGGCCUGACCUUUGACCCCCAGGCCCGGCAGCUGUGUUGGGCGGAUGCAGGUACACGCAAAGUGGAGUGCAUUGACCCUUAUUCUCGCCAGAGGAGGAAAGUAGUGGAUGGUAUUCAGUACCCCUUUGCCAUUGUGUCCAGUGGAAGAAAUCUCUACUAUACUGACUGGAGGAGGGAAGCCGUGGUGGCGGUGGAUCGUUUGGCUGAGAAAGAGGUGGAUGAGUUCCUGCCGCAGAAGCGCUCGCGGACGUACGGUAUUGCCACGUCCACCCCUCAGUGCCUGCGAGGAGUGAACUACUGCUCGAGAAACAACGGAGGCUGUUCACACUUGUGCCUGCCAAGGCCAGGCGGGUAUACUUGCCGAUGUCCGGAUGCCAGGGAUGGCACAUGUGUGGAAAGAGACCAGAACUUCUGA
Chanos chanos (milkfish) is the source of this 3684-nucleotide messenger RNA. Its product is annotated as nidogen-1-like. The record is from RefSeq and is a predicted model, not a curated record. The coding region runs from base 1 to 3684 and encodes 1227 amino acids. Gene Ontology annotation, cellular component: plasma membrane. NCBI's taxonomy places the organism in Eukaryota, Metazoa, Chordata, Actinopteri, Gonorynchiformes, Chanidae. Gene Ontology annotation, molecular function: calcium ion binding; Wnt receptor activity; Wnt-protein binding. The transcript is spliced from 20 exons. Gene Ontology annotation, biological process: canonical Wnt signaling pathway; cell-matrix adhesion.